Talaromyces rugulosus is the source of this 1455-nucleotide messenger RNA. RefSeq lists its product as uncharacterized. Lineage: Eukaryota; Fungi; Ascomycota; Eurotiomycetes; Eurotiales; Trichocomaceae. The record is from RefSeq and is a predicted model, not a curated record. The transcript is spliced from 2 exons. The coding region runs from base 1 to 1455 and encodes 484 amino acids.
AUGUCUUUAUCCUCAUUUGUCCUUCUUCUCGUGGUACUCCCCGCCAUUACACUCUCACAAACAACACCCGACGCGAAAAAGGGCUGGCAGUCUGGAGACAACGACAGGUCAUCGUUUGAUAUCCUCUGGGGCUGUUUCUCGACCAUCUUUGCCUGCACCUGGUCUGUGCUCCAUUUGAAUGUAUCAAAUCCAAGGGAGUCUGAGUCGCGCAUUUUCUGGCGACAAGUGAAAUGGUUUAUUUUGACUAUUUUUAUUCCGGAGUACCUGGUAGCUGUUGCUGCAGACCAGUUCUGGGAAGCUCGGAUUUGUGUCAAAAGCUUUGAAAAGUCCAAAUUGGAACGUGUUCACUCGAAAGAUCCAUCACCACCAUCAUCAGAGAGUCAGAAAGUCGAAUGUGAAGAGGAAACUUUGGAAAAGGAGAAGACCCAGCCUUGCAAUUUAACUGGUGGUUCGCCUACAAUUGAAACAACUGAAAUAUCAGAGAAUAUCGAGAGCAACGAACACCCAGAACCCGAAAAAAGCCAGCAGAGCGCAACAAAAGCGAGUGCAUAUGACGAUGACUGGACGCUUGCCCAUGGGUUCUUCACUACGAUGGGCGGUCUGGCAAUUCAAACAGAAGACAAAAAGGAAUACUCAAUACUGAAAAAUGAUAGCCCGGUUAAGCUUCUCGAAAGCGGUCGAGUCGACUUUCCUUGUAUUACGACAGAGGAUAUCAAACACCGAAGCAAAACAGACGCGUUUGUAAAAUUUAUCGCUGUUUGCCAGAGUACCUGGUUCGCGAUCAACAUAGUGGCCCGGCCUGGUUCUAACCUUCAUGUAACGCCACUUGAGCUGGCUACAGCGGCAUAUGUUCUAUGUGCAGUUAUUGCCUAUGCGCUAUGGUGGCAUAAGCCCAAGGACGUGACGGUUCCGAUUAUUAUCAACGUCCCAUCAUCACCACCGCCAGACACAACCACGAAUACAGAAGAGCCGACUCUGAAACACUACCUCGAUCUUAUUGCACCUCGCAAAUGCAAUGAUUUCGCAGGGGUUAGCACCCUGGAUCUAUUAUCAGGACGCGUCAAGGUAAAGGCAACAUUUAGCCAAGCAGAGCUACGUCGCAUGAAUUGUGCAAGCCUCGUUGGCUUAUUUGUUGGUCUCAUAUACUGUGGCAUUCAUCUUACGGCUUGGAAUUUUCCCUUUCCUACGCCAGGUGAGAGAAAGGCAUGGCGGAUAUGUACGCUUGCGUCAAUUUCUACAGCAGCUGCUUUGAUUCCCUUCUAUUUGCCCGGGCUAACCUUGUCCAAAACAAAGGGUGUAUUGGCUGUCCUUCUUACGCUGGACUAUUUUGUAGGCUACUUUUGCUAUAUUAUUGCCAGAAUAGUUCUUAUGGUCUUGAUGCUCAUGAGCUUUCGGCUGCUGCCAACAAGUUGCUAUGAUACUGUUGACUGGCUGUCAGCCCUGCCUCAUUAUUAA